UUGAACGGUGCGCUGACAAUCGGUACAUUGGACGGUGCGAAUGUGGAGAUGAUGGAGGAAAUGGGACGUGAGAACAUUUUCAUUUUCGGUAUGACCGUCGAGGAGGUAGAGGCUUUAGAGAAGAAGGGAUACAAUUCUGAGGAAUACAUUGCGAAGAUUCCCGAAUUGCGACAAAUUGUUGAACAAAUCGAACAAGGUUACUUCACUCCGGAUCAACCAGAUUUGCUUAAGGAUAUUAGCAAUAUGAUUCGCCAUCAUGAUAGGUAA
Messenger RNA from Anisakis simplex (herring worm), 267 nucleotides. Lineage: Eukaryota; Metazoa; Nematoda; Chromadorea; Rhabditida; Anisakidae. The record is from the annotation of a GenBank genome assembly.